This is a messenger RNA of Cooperia oncophora, 621 nucleotides long. The record is from the annotation of a GenBank genome assembly. NCBI's taxonomy places the organism in Eukaryota, Metazoa, Nematoda, Chromadorea, Rhabditida, Trichostrongylidae.
AUGGCAAAGGAUCUUGCUGUUGACCACGUAUCCGAUGAGAAAUUAUCGAUCAAUAUCUCAGGAAGGAAAUUCGAAACAUGGAAAAAUACGUUGGAAAAAUUCCCGGAGACGCUCCUGGGAUCCAAUGAAAAGGAAUUUUUCUAUGAUGAGGACACCGGAGAAUAUUUCUUCGAUCGUGACCCGGAUAUUUUCCGACAUAUUCUCACCUUCUAUCGCACUGGAAAGCUGCAUUAUCCCCGACACGAAUGCCUUGUCGCGUACGAUGAGGAGUUGUCAUUUUUUGGCAUCAUGCCAGAUUUGAUAAGCGAUUGUUGUUAUGAAGACUAUAAGGAUAAGAAACGGGAAAAUCAAGAACGGCUUCUCGAGGAGCGAAUCGAGAGUAUCGACGCGACCAAGCUCAAACAAACCUUCCAGCAGAAGAUGUGGGCGGCGUUCGAGAAUCCGCACACCUCGUCGGUCGCACUUGUAUUCUAUUAUGUCACGGGUUUUUUCAUUGCUGUUUCUGUAUUAUGUAAUAUAAUAGAGACCAUUCCAUGCUGGUAUGUAAAUGACACUCCUACCUCCUGUGGAGACGCCUAUGAGAGACAAGUGAGUUUGAGUUCACCUUGGACACUUCUCUGA